CGUAGCUCCUCCCUCUCUACAGACUUCAGCGGAGAGUCCGACAUCAAACCGAGCUCUACCUCACAGGCCCGGGGGUCGCCAAGAUGUGGAGCGCACUGUCUAUGAUCUCAAUUCUGUCCACUUUACAUUUCACCUUCAGUGAAAUACAAAUCAACGGAAUACCUGAGCCAUACGAUCUGCUUUUUGACAAUGCAGUGGAGGCGUAUUAUAAGCAGGACUGGCUGGCUGUGAUUCUGAAUAUGGAAAGAGCUUUGCGGAAUAAAGCUGCGGUGCGUAAAGCCCAGACGCACUGCCGCUUAUCCUGCGCAAAUCAGAGCGAUUUCGGGGAGCCGUUUCCAGGUGUCGGUUCACCGAUCCCAGGAAGCGGGCCCGUGGAGGAUUUAGCGUUUUUCCAGAGGGUUUUACAACGGGCCGAAUGUGUGAAUGCAUGCGAAAGGGAAAAACUGGGACCGUCGACACUUCAUAAAGUUAGUGAGACUGUAGAGCUGGAGUUUAAGAAGAGGACGCCUUAUAAUUACCUGCAAGUUGCUUACUUUAAGAUAAAUAAGCUUGACAAGGCCGUGGCAGCAGCAAAUACAUUUUUUAUAGCGAACCCUGACCAUAUAGAGAUGAAACAGAAUCUAGAGUACUACAGCUUGAUGGCCGGGGUACAGGAGACCGAUUACAAGGAUUUAGAGGAGAGACCGCACAUGACUGAAUUUUUGGAAGGCAAGAUGCAGUACAGUAUGGAGAAGUUCGGUCCAGCCAUUGAGCACUUUGAGGCGGCUCUUCAAGAAUAUUUCACUGCUUAUGAGGAGUGCAGGGUUCUCUGUGAAGGAGCGUUCAACUACGACAAUUACAUGGAGUAUAACGCCGAUCUCUUUCAGGCUAUGACAGAUUAUUAUCUUCAUGCUCUCAACUGUAAGCAGAACUGUGCAGUAGAUUUGGCUUCGACCGCUGGAAGAGAAAAACCUUUUGAAGAUUUCCUCCCAUCGCACCUUAACUACCUUCAGUUCUCCUACUACAACAGUGAAAAAUAUGAGCAAGCCAUUGAAUGUACCAAAACGUACCUUCUCUUUCACCCUGAGGAUGAGGUGAUGCUGCAGAACCUGGCGUAUUAUUCUGCUGUGUUGGGUGAAGAUAAAGCUGCCAACAUCUCAGCCAGAGAGGUUGUAAAGCAGCAUAUUAAAAGAUCUCUGUUGGAAAAAGAGCUUCUUUAUUUCGGCCAUGAAAUAUUUGGUAAAACAUUUGCUGAUCCAGACACGUGGACACCAGAAGACAUCAUGCCCAAGAAACUAAAAGACAAACAAAAGGCAGACAGAGAAACGGCAGCGAGGAUUACAGAAGAGAUCGGUAACCUGAUGAAAGAGAUUGAGACGCUCGUGGAGGAGAAGAGCAAAGAAUCAUUAGACAUCGUCAAGAUCGGAAAAGAAGAAAUCAUACCCGCACAAACACAGCCUAGCAUUGACAACAAACUCCCAUUUGAUGGCAUCAUUGUAUCCAUGACAUCCGCGGCCCUGAACGGUUCACAACGAGUCGUUCUGGAUGGUGUAACCUCAUACGAGGAGUGUCAGGGGCUUCACAGCCUCUCCAAAGCUGCAGCUCUUCAUGUUAAAGCGAAAGCUUCACCUCAUUCUCCGAGCGAGAUGUUUCAGGAACUCACAGUUCUUAAAGCUCUCCAGAUGGGACAGGAGGGUGUUGUUCCUAUGAAGAGUGCCCAGUUUUUCUUCGACGUGACUGAGAAGAUCCGUAAGGUUCUGGAGUCUCACUUCGGUCUGGAAUCUCCUCUUUAUUUCUCCGAUACAAAACUUGUCUGUCGAUCUGCAGUUGAAGAGAAACGUGAAGACGGUGAAGACGGCUGUCUGCUCAUCUCAGAGCUCAAUGAAUGCAUUAAAGAUCCAUCAGUAUUCUCACAUGGAGACUACAGUGCCAUUUUGUAUCUGAAUGAUGACUUUGAAGGGGGAGAUUUCUUCUUUACUACACUGGACCCCAAAACUGUCACUGCUGUAGUGAAACCGCAGUGUGGUAGAGUUUUGGCGUUUGGAGGAGGACAGGAGAAUACUCAUGGCGUGACGGCCGUAACCAAAGGUCAGAGGUGUGCUGUAGCGGUUCGGUUUACUCUGAAUCCUCACAACAGUAAAAAGGAACGUUCACAAGCGGAAGAGCUUCUAAAGACACUUUCCGUCUCUGAUGAACCUAACGUCCAGAAAACAGAAAACACCAAUGAGAUCUCCGAACCGAACAAAGCGACAUCUGAAACAUCAGCGCAAGAAGAGAAGACGAAAACACCUGCAGAAUCCAGCAAAACUACAGAUGAGCAGGACACCAAAGCAGCUGAGAUAAAGACAAAUGAAGAAGCUGUUAAAACCAACAAAAAACCAAAGGCCAAAGCGUCCAAAAAGCCAGCGAAAACAGAAAGCCAAACGAAAGCUAAAGCAGACAAAACAAAAAGCACAACAGCAGAGAAAAAGAAAUCCAAAGCAACUAAAACAAAACCAAAGUCAGAUGAAAAAGAAAAACCACCUGCCAAAAAGAAAGCCAAAGCAACGGUGAAAAAUACAAAGAGCACUGAGCCUCAAAACUCCAAAGAUGAUGAACACAAGGAUGAAUUAUGAGCUGUUUAAAAAGCAGAUUUUUUAUAAUUUUUUUAUUGUUGGAGCAAGAUUGUGUUUUUGUACAUCAGACUCAUGAAAUCAAGGCUAUGAAACUGGAUCGCUAACUUGUGGGUGACAAUCAAGCCGAGUGUAUUUUUAGUGUUGACUUAGUUUGUUUGAAUUCUCAGGAACUGACUGAAUAUUUAGGAAUAUUUCAUGCCCAUUGAAAGGAUAUGGCAGCAAAUCCCCAAUAAAAACAUGUUGUUAAAUUAAAA
Molecule: messenger RNA, 2848 nt
Organism: Misgurnus anguillicaudatus (oriental weatherfish)
Lineage: Eukaryota; Metazoa; Chordata; Actinopteri; Cypriniformes; Cobitidae
Gene: p3h1
Product: prolyl 3-hydroxylase 1
Biological process (GO): collagen metabolic process
Cellular component (GO): endoplasmic reticulum
Molecular function (GO): procollagen-proline 3-dioxygenase activity; iron ion binding; protein binding
Source: RefSeq, a predicted model, not a curated record